UACCCCAAAGCAAGGCGUGGAACAGCCACGGGAGGUUUUCAUCUCUGCAUCAACCAGGGACCUGGAGGACUCGGGAAAAGGGCUGGGCGAGGCAGCUAGGUGGUGCAGCACGUAGGGCGUUGGCCCUUAAGGCCCGGUGUUCAGAUCUGGCCCCCAGCACUAGCUUUGUGAGCCUGGGGAGGAAAGGACUGAUCCUAGCGUGGCUGGAACCCCAGGGAGGAUGAGACCUGGGACUGCAUGGAGAACUCCAGCGAGGAAGGUCAGGCCUGUCUUUGUGACUUAGUUGCCCAAGAGGGUUAAUGAUGCUCGUGGGCCACAGGCAACACUGGCGCUCCGGGCCGGCUCUCCGAUCGGCCUCCUGGCUACCGCGAAGUUUGGAAGGAGGGGUGGGUGGGAAGAAGUGGCUUGUACCCAGCAGGACUUUCAUUUCUUCUCAAGAGUGUGGCGGCAAGAGGUGCUGAGGAUUUUUACUCAGACUUAGGAUUUAGGGUAUUAAAGUAACUCUGGAAGAUGGGUUGGGUCAAGGGUGAUGCUUGAAAGGGAAAAGGAGCAUAUUUGGCUGAUAAAAGCAAGAGGGCCACCUAGGUGGCGCAGUGGGUAGAGCACCGGACCUGAGUUCAAAUUUGGCCUCGGACACAUGAUGCCUCCUAGCUGUGUGAUCUUGGCCAAGUCACUUAGCCCCAGUUGCCUCAGCAAAAGAAAAGGUUAAAAGCAAGAAACAAUGGAUUUAGAGACCUAAUCAAUGUGAGUGAAGAGAAGACAUUGAGGAGAGAUGAGACGAAGCAAUGGCUAGGGGGAAUAAGAAAGCAGUCAGGGCCAAAAUAGCCUACUUGGGUCACUCCCAGGGAGUGCUCUCAAGUGGCCUAAAGGAGGCACAGGAUUUGGGGGAGAAGGUGAGGUCUACAACCUUUCAUGAGGAGCUGGUGAUGGGUAGCGUACAGGCAUCCAUGACACGUGUUGAAAAGUUGGGAGGGGGCAACAUGUGGAUUUGGGAGUCAUAUUAGAGCUGAAAAUUGAACCCAUGGAGCCCUGAGAUCACAGAAGAGGGCCUGGGGGUGACACACAUGCUUUGGGACCAGGCAAGGGAAGAAGGUCUGGCAAAGGUGGUUAACAGUGUCAAAACCUGCUGAAAAGUUGGAGAAAAGGGAAGGAAUCGACCAUCUGCAGGCAGGGCCAGAUGAAUUUUUGAAAACAUGGGAGACCUGGGCACAUUUGUAGGUGGAAGGCUCAGGAAUGAGUAGGGGAGAUACCUAAUAGGGAAUGAUGGGAGGACACACGGAAUAGGGAAUGAUGGGAGGACACAGAAUAGGGAAUGAUGGGAGAAUUAAUAGGGAAUGAUGGGAGGAGAAAGCUUUGGGGAGACCAAGGAAGGACAGGGCCGGGGCUGAGGAUCCCAGCAUACCCCUGCAUGGGGCAUUGGAAUCCCAGGCUAUGCUGAGUGCACUGCUUUGGUGAUGGCGGCCUUGCCCUCCUGGUGAAUAUAUAGUCCUGGGAGGAGCUGGGGAUGAGGGAGCUGGAAGGGAUUCCCAGUCCCAGGAGGAUCCCCCAAAACGGUCAGGGUGGAAAUCACAUCUGUUGAACCUUGGAAAUACUUCAGUAGACCAUAAGGAACCUCCAUCCCAGUCAUGCCAGGUUUCAUGAGGUAGAAGGGGGUGGGAUGAGAACUAAGAGUUUCCCCAGAAAUGGAAGAGCUGUGAAGGGCCUUGGUGAGACAGGUAGACAGUAGGCUUCCAUUGAAUAUUUUUUGGGCUCCUAGUGUUGCUCAAAAGAUGGCAGGUGGCAGAGGAGCAAAAAGGAAUCAUGGAAGAAGCUGAUUUCAGCUCAGUGGAUCCAAAUAUAGUAUCGGCUGAUGUUGAGAGCUGACGGUAGUGAGCUCCCUCACUGGAGGCUCCUACCUGGACGACCACCGAUCAAGGAUGCUGUAGGACAAAUGCCUGCCCUGGUGUGGCCUGGAGGAAGGCCCUGGCAAAGUCUUCUAAAUUAGAGUCUGUGACAACUCAACUUUGUCUUUCCCCCUUUGAGUGGAUCUUUUCCCACUUGUAUAAGAUGACGGGUUUCUGGUGCUUUGGGGAAAACAACUGGAUUCAGGACCCGAGUUCAGCCCUGCAGCUCCCUCCCUCAUUACCUUAGGGGUCUCUUCCCCUUCCUGGGUCUCUACUCUUCCAUCUGUAAAGUGCAGUGGUUGGAGCAGGUGCCUUCCAACUUUCCAUUUCUUAUUCCUCUUUCUGAAAUGAGGGGGUUGGUCCCCCUGGAGCCCCUCUCUAUCAUCUGCCCAGAACUUAGGCAGCAUCAAAUCCCAACUGAAUCUUGGCCUCCUGCGCUGCCUCCCGGCCCCACAACCCGAGAAGUCAGGAGAGGAAGGCAGAGCCUGGAAUCCUGCGGAGAAUUUCCUGUGGGCAAGGGAGGAAUGGCAAGGGAACAAGGAGGCUCUUGAGGAGAUUGGGUGGAGAGGGAGCCGCCUCUCAGGCUCUGCCUUCCUCGCCUGAAUUCUCUGGUUGAGGGGCCAGAGGCGGUGCAGGAGGGCAAGAUUCGAGGUUGGGAGCUGAUGCUGGCUGGGACCUGGGCAGCUUUUGAGAAUAGAGCUCUUUUUCAGCAUUUGCAGGAGGGCAGGAAAUACCAGACUAGUUAUUUCCCCAAGAGCAGGGUUAAUAGCAGUUCCCUAAACCACUUGGAGACUUGGAUCUGUCCAAGUUGGUGAGAGCUUGGCAGCUUACAGAGUGGAGAAGGACUCAGGGCGGGGAUGGCAACUACAGAAUUGACAGGCAGACCCCCCAGGUGAAGCGACAAGGGAGUUCUGGUAGUCUCAGUCUGUCCCUUAGACCGCAUACAGACCCAAACUUAUCCGCGCAUCAUGAUCCGGACCCCUGUUUCUCUGCUCCUUGCUGCCAUUAUUCUCAGCAGCCUCCCCAAUCUGGGCUUUGGGGGGCGACUGAUGGCCAAACUGGCAGCCAGGAAGCUGUGUGCAGAUGAAGAAUGCAGCUACCCUAUCUCUCAGGCCGUCGCCCUGCAAGACUAUUCAGCCCCAGACUGCCGUUUUCUAUCUGUACAGCAGGGCCAAGUCGUCUUUGUCUACUCUAAGCUGAUGGGCCGAGGACGCCUCUUCUGGGGAGGCAGUGUUCAGGGGGAGUACUAUGGGGCCCAGCCUGCCCGCUUGGGCUACUUCCCAAGCAGCAUCCUCCGAGAGGACCAUGUCCUGAAGCCAGGAAAGGUGGAGGUUAAAACGGAGAAGUGGGACUUUUACUGCCAGUGAGUCCAGGCUGCCCCUGGCCCUGUCUCUGCCCGGCUGGAGAAGCAGAUGUUGGCCCGAGCCCCGGGACGUCUGCCGCCCCUCCCCUUCCCGUGCCCCUUGCCCAGUUUUGUGCCAAUAACACCCGUGUGCAGCA
Molecule: messenger RNA, 3383 nt
Organism: Antechinus flavipes (yellow-footed antechinus)
Lineage: Eukaryota; Metazoa; Chordata; Mammalia; Dasyuromorphia; Dasyuridae
Gene: MIA
Product: MIA SH3 domain containing
Exons: 4
Coding region: 2852-3250 (132 amino acids)
Biological process (GO): extracellular matrix organization
Molecular function (GO): protein binding
Source: RefSeq, a predicted model, not a curated record